AUGAAGAACCACCAAACAUGGCCGUGUAUCUCCUCUUCCUCUCGCUUCACCUCUCUCCCUCUCCCAAACCUAACAGCUUCCGAAUCAUCCGCUGCAUAUUCCUCCCGUUCCGUUCGUCUCUGUUCCCGUCCACCGCCGUCUAAACCUUCUUCAUCCACCGCCGAAGAAACCGAUUUCUCCUCCCUCCCGUACGACGUUCUGACGAAAAUCGCAGCCUCCUUCGACCAGCCGAAUCUCCAAGCGGCGUCGCUGGUAUGUCGGUCAUGGUCGGAGGCGUUACGGCCGUUAAGGGAGGCGAUGGUGAUGCUUAUGUGGGGGAAACGGUUCAAACACGGAAAGCGAGGAGUUUGCCGGAAUACGGAGAAGGCGCUUGAUAUGUUCACGAAAGCCGCGGCUCGUGGCUCCGCUCUUGCCAUGGUGGAUGCUGGUCUUAUUUAUUGGGAGAGAGGAGAGAAGAUUAAGGCUCUUGAUUUGUAUCUCAUGGCUGCUCAACUUGGAAACCCUUCUGCACAGUGUAAUUUGGGGAUUUCGUAUCUUCAAGUUGAACCUCCUAACACUGAGCAAGCUUUGAAAUGGUUAUAUAAAGCUUCCAAAGGUGGGAAUGUUCGUGCACAAUACCAGCUUGCGCUUUGUCUUCACCGUGAUGGUGGAAGUAGAAGCAAUAUAAGAGAAGCUGUUAAGUGGUAUACGAAAGCUGCAGAAGGUGGGUAUGUGCGUGCUAUGUACAAUACAUCCUUAUGCUACUCUUUAGGGGAAGGACUGACGCGCAAUCAUCGAAUAGCAAGAAAGUGGAUGAAGCGGGCUGCCGAUCGUGGUCAUAGUAAAGCUCAAUUUGAGCAUGGACUUGCUCUUUAUUCUGAUGGAGACAUGAUAAAGGCUUUGGUGUACUUGGAACUUGCUAGCCGUUCUGGUGAAAAGGGUGCCAAUCAUGUAAAGAAUGUAAUUGUUCACCGCCUUUCUGCUGCUUCACAAAAUCAUGCCAUGCAUCUAGCUAAUAGUUGGCGAGCUUUGCCAUCAAAUUGA
Messenger RNA from Lathyrus sativus (Indian pea), 1023 nucleotides. The record is from the annotation of a GenBank genome assembly. NCBI's taxonomy places the organism in Eukaryota, Viridiplantae, Streptophyta, Magnoliopsida, Fabales, Fabaceae.